AUGGAGAAGGAAUACAAGGCAUACCUUGUUAUCACCACCGUCCACGUUGACCCUCUCCGAAAAAGAGCAUCAACAAAGAAGGUGGGCAAGGCUUGGAAAAGAGACUACUUGUUGUAUGGCCCACCUGGCACUGGAAAAUCCAGCUUCAUUGCAGCCAUAGCUAAUUAUCUCAAGUUUGAUGUGUUUGAAUUGGAGCUUGAUGCUAUUGACAGUGACUCUGAGUUGAAAAGGUUCACACUGUUAGGCCUACUAAACUUCAUGGAUGGUUUGUGGUCAAGUUGCGGAGAUGAGAGAAUUAUUGUGUUCACAACAAACCACAAGGAUCGGCUUGAGCCUGCAUUGCUGCGUCCUGGUCGAAUGGACGUCCACAUUCACAUGUCCUAUUGCACUCCGCAUGCGUUUAAGGUUUUGGCCUCCAACUACCUUGGUGUUCAGGACUUGGACCGUCAUCCUCUUUACGGAGAAAUCGCGGGGUUGCUAGAGAGCACAAAGGUUACUCCUGCUGAGAUUUGUGAGGAACUACUGAAGACAAAUGAUUGA
Molecule: messenger RNA, 540 nt
Organism: Prunus mume (Japanese apricot)
Lineage: Eukaryota; Viridiplantae; Streptophyta; Magnoliopsida; Rosales; Rosaceae
Source: RefSeq, a predicted model, not a curated record